Synchiropus splendidus (mandarinfish) is the source of this 3834-nucleotide messenger RNA. It is a transcript of the gene slc49a3, whose product is annotated as solute carrier family 49 member 3. The transcript is spliced from 10 exons. Gene Ontology annotation, cellular component: membrane. Gene Ontology annotation, biological process: transmembrane transport. Gene Ontology annotation, molecular function: transmembrane transporter activity. Lineage: Eukaryota; Metazoa; Chordata; Actinopteri; Syngnathiformes; Callionymidae. Bases 234 to 1670 code for a protein of 478 amino acids. The record is from RefSeq and is a predicted model, not a curated record.
UACAGUACAAUGACAAGGUAAAUCUCCGGACGAUGUAUAUCGAUCUUUCCGCCACAAACCUCCGAUACAAACAGCUGUAGACAAACUUUGCCACCCGGCUCUGGUCAGCAGGAACCUAUUUGGACUGUGUCUAGAGGAAGACGUCGCUACAAAGGUGUUGGAACCAGCGGAAGAAUGCCCCCGGGGAGUUAGCUGGAGUUAGUUAGCCGGGGACGUUGGCGACUGCUCCGGAGAUGCCGGCCGGCGGGGACGGCUGGACUCCCUCCCAGGAGGUGGACGCCUCCUCCGGAGGAUCGAGGACCGUGAACUCGGAGAUGAAGAAGCUGGUGGCGCUGCGAGUUUACAAGAGGAGGUGGUUCGUGUUGCUGCUGCUGUGUUUACUGAACUGCUCCAACGGCACGAUAUGGCUGACCUUUGCACCGGUGGCAGACCAGUCGGCCCAGUUCCUCGGGGUCACCUCGGAGCAGAUCAACUGGUUAUCGCUGGUCUUCAUGGUGGUGGCGAUACCUGUCAGCUUCGGGACCACGUGGAUGCUGGAGACUCUCGGUCUUCGCUUCACGCUGAUUUUGGGCGCCUGGCUCAACAUGUUGGGGGGGUUCGUCCGGGUCAUCGGUGCCGUCUGGCCCAGUUUCCCGGUGGUGAUGUCGGGUCAGACGCUGGGCGCUCUGGCUCAGCCCCUCAUCAUCUUCACGCCCACCAAACUGGCAGCCCACUGGUUCCCCGAUCAUCAGCGAGCCACGGCCAACAUGAUCGCCUCCAUGUCGAAUCCUCUGGGCAUCCUGCUGGCCAACAUCGUGUCUCCCCUGGUGGCUGGACGACCUCAACAGAUUCCCCCGCUGCUGCUGGUCUAUGCCGUCCCGACAGGCCUCAUCUGCUUCCUCACCACGUUCGGCUUGCGGAGCAGCGUCCCUCCCACGCCUCCGUCGGUCAGUGCGGAGCUGUCGUGCUCAGAGCCCUUCCUGUCGGGACUCAAACUGCUGCUGAAAAACAGGUCCUACCUGGUGCUGCUGGUGGCCAUCGGAUCCGGCUUGGCCGUCUUCACCUGCGUGUCCUCGCUGCUGGAGCAGAUCCUGUGUGUGCACGGAUACUCUGACGACUUCGCUGGCCUCUGCGGUGCACUCCUCAUCGUGUCUGGCAUCGUGGGCGCAGGACUUCUGGGCUUCUACGUGGACCGCACCAAGAACUUCAUCGAGGCUACCAAGAUCAACAUGAGCUUCACGGCUCUGUCCGGCAUCGCCUUUUCCGUGGUGUCUCUCUUGCCGCAGCAGAAGGUCGCCAUAGCAGCCGUCUGCUCUCUGUUCGGCUUCUUCGGUUUCUCCAUCUACCCAGUGGCCAUGGAGCUGUCGGUGGAGUGCUCGUAUCCGGUGGGCGAGGCCACGUCUACCGGGCUCAUCUUCAUAUCUGGUCAAAUCCUGUCUGUGCUCUACAUGGUCCUGCUCCAGGGGCUCACCAAACCCAUCGCCAGCUCUCUUCUCUCCACAUGUGGCGGCGCUGUACUCAGCUGGAAAGUGCCCCUGCUGGUGAUGUCGGGACUCUGCAGCUUCUUCACCUGUUUCUUCGUCAUUUUCUUCCACACACGUUACCGACGCCUGGAGGCCGAGGAGGACGCCACCUACAGGGGAGAGCACGCCGACGUGCCUGCCACCAGCGAGCGCCCCUUACUGGCAUGACGAAAUCACUGAUGCUUGAACCUUUACACCUCCUGCGGUGAUGGCAUGCCUUGCUCGAGGGCAUAGAGAAAGUUUCAGGUUGAGUAAACUGCGACUCAGGAUUCUGUUGCUGUUGACUACUAUACUACAGCGGCUCUAGUUUGCAAACACCAUUCUAGUCUCUGGGUACAAUUACAACAAAAAGAGAACAUGCUAGCUCUAAGUCCUGCUGCCUGGCUCUACGCCGAGUCUCUGCCGGACGACUACUUGACUCUGUGAUUUUGGUACUGCUCAGGGAAGCGAUUGUACUUCUUUCAUGGUUUUAAUAGACGAGUUUUCAUCGCAUAAAUGCGAUCACAUUCAGACCCAGGGUGUACUGACCAAAACAUGUCUGUUACGUCUCAUUUUAUUGUACUGUUUGAGUUGUAAACCCGGCGUCCGACAGCCGUUGCUAACAGAUGAUUCUUCUUUUUGCUAACAACAUUUGCGUGUUUCCUGAACCCUUCGAUCGGGAGAAAUCUGAGCUAGCUUUACGGCCAGCAGAUCGAUUGACGAAUCAACAAAACUGAAUGAACUGAAACCUUUGAUGAAUCGUGUCAUGAUUCAGAGUGCGAGCCUCCUGGCUCAGCUGCUGAACGGUAGAUUUGACGUAACAAACCGUUCACCCUGAUGACAAACAGAAGUCCUUCCACUAGAGACACUAUUUAGGCGCUGCAGCUCUGGAGACUCUGAUCCUGCUCUCUUCAUGACAGGCUGCACCCCGAGCUGUGAAGCUCAGGUCUUGGAUUUUAACUAAUCUCACGAUACAUUUUCAGCUUGCCUUGCGUCAGCCCAGAUGCUGUUUAUCUCACUAACUUACUGUUGGAGUCUUAAGUUUGAAAAGUUUACAAAUGAUGUUGUGAGACCAAAUGUUUGUCCAUAAAAGGCCAGCAGGUGGCGCACUCAAAGGCACCAUGUCAUUCCUGCUUGUUGGAGUGAUGUAGUGAGGGGAGAAGUGAUGUCAUGAUGGACGUCACCUCUGUGGGAUCCAAAAUGUUUCCAGUGCGUCAAGCUGAGGUCGCUGGGCCAGAAAAAAAAACCCUCUGAACUCAAGGUCUGGGGCCCAAAUGUGGCCCAUUGAGUCACUUCUGUGGACCAUGAGAGUUUGACAUGGUCAAACACUGACCUUCCAACCACAAGUGGAACGUAGCAUUAUUAAAGCCGUGGUGCUGCCUCCUGCCAACAUAACUGUCGUGCCACUAAACCGUGAAGCCUUUUGCUGACUCAUCCAUAUUGUCACACAAUGUGGCAGUACCCAUGUGUCUUGAAUGUCUCUGAAAUAAUUCCACUGAUUAUGCUUUUGACAAUAAAAACACGUGCCAAUCGUCUUUUGAGUGAGUCACAGAAACACCUCUUCGACCAAGACUGUUGCUCUGAGGUCAGCUGAACUACAUUUAGACCCAAAACCUUUCCUUCACUGUGUGUUAGGUUAGGACAUAUACGGUUUACACAAGAUUACACAAGAAGAAAGUGGCCCAUAAAAUGUAUUGAUGCCAACGAAAACAGAAAUGUUAGGAAAAAAAAUCUCAACUAUAUACAUUCAAAAGCAACUUGGGCAAAAAAUAUAUAAUGAAAAAGGAAAAUUAACAUUUAAAAAAAAAAACACAAAAUUACACUUCAAAAAAGAUGAACAGUGAUCUAAAUUAAAAAAAAAAAAAAAGAAAAAUCCAUUUACCACCAUUUAAAAACAAAAGGAAAUUUCUCAGAAAUGAAGAGUACUCUUGUGUUAACUACAAUGAAAAUGAUGUAAAAAUGAAGGCAUUGACGAUUAAAAAUGAAAGUGAAUAAAACCAAGGCUGACACAAGCAGAAUUUUUCUUCCCAACAAAUUGUCCCUUGACUGAAGCAGCUGGUCAGCAGGAGUGGACGAGACAAAGGUUUCACACCGAUGAGUAGUUAAAGGAUGGUAGCCUUUAAUGGUGUUCAAUUCAUGAAAGAAAUAUAAAAGUAGAGCGCUCUGUGGACCAGGAACCAGAGUGGACAUGAUCUAAAAGACUCGUGACGAGCUCGGCGUAAAAAUCAGGAAAAAAAAAAAAAAACAGAAACAGAUGGGAAAACUAUGGUUCGGACUGAGCUCUACCGGGUCGACGUGGUUCGGAUCCGUCUCAGAGCUGCAGGGCGCAGAACUGCUGGUACACGGCCAGGAU